Molecule: messenger RNA, 646 nt
Organism: Hirundo rustica (Barn swallow)
Lineage: Eukaryota; Metazoa; Chordata; Aves; Passeriformes; Hirundinidae
Gene: GTF2H5
Product: general transcription factor IIH subunit 5
Exons: 3
Coding region: 206-421 (71 amino acids)
Biological process (GO): nucleotide-excision repair, preincision complex assembly; transcription by RNA polymerase II; transcription initiation at RNA polymerase II promoter
Cellular component (GO): transcription factor TFIIH holo complex; transcription factor TFIIH core complex
Source: RefSeq, a predicted model, not a curated record
GGCCCGCGUGCGCGUGCGCGGGCAGGGCACUUCCGCCUGCCGGGAAGCGGCGGGGGAGAAGGACGGGAGUGAGGGAUCGGCCGUGAGGGGUCGGGUCCAGCGGGAAACCCUCUGUCUGCGGCGGAGACUUCCUGAGAUCGCCAGUGCGAUCCAAAGCAGGGAUUGCUCUUGCCGACUCUUCGGCGUUCGUAAGGGAACCGGGAGGAUGGUGAAUGUUCUGAAAGGUGUUCUGGUUGAGUGUGACCCAGCAAUGAAGCAGUUUCUGCUCUACUUGGAUGAGUCAAAUGCUUUGGGAAAGAAGUUCAUCAUACAAGACCUGGAUGAAACUCAUGUCUUUGUAUUAGCUGAGUUGGUCAACUUCCUCCAGGAGAGAGUAGGCGAGUUAAUGGACCAGAACUCGUUUCCUAUUACUCAGAAGUGAGAAAAACCAGAGAAAUGAGAUUAUUGCAAGUUUCGGAACAGUGAAUUUCAAUAGUUUGGGUUGUUACUGUUUUAAUAGAUAGCACUGUGGUAUGUAAGUUCUACAUAGAAGUGGCUACUAUAGAAAAUGCAUCAUUUUCAUAGACAAAAUAGUCUGGAAUUGGAUUUUGUUUCUCAUUUUGAAAGUAUGUGGUAUCUUUAUUAAAAUACUUAAAAUUACACACUU